AUGACUUCGCUGACCCAGCGCAACUCGGGCCUGGUGCAGCGCCGCACGGAGGCUUCGCGCAGCGCGGCCGACAAAGACCGGGGGGCCGGCGGCGGCAGCGGCGGGGGGGGAGGCGGCGGCGGCGGGCCGGAGGAGGAAGACCGGCGAGACGAGCAGGGGGACGAGGAGAAGGGGGACUCCAAGGAAACACGGCUCACGCUUAUGGAGGAGGUGUUGCUGCUGGGCCUUAAGGACCGGGAGGGUUAUACAUCAUUUUGGAAUGAUUGCAUUUCAUCUGGGCUUCGUGGUUGCAUGUUAAUUGAAUUGGCACUGAGGGGGCGUCUUCAACUUGAAGCAUUUGGAAUGAGACGUAAAAGUUUGCUAACUAGAAAGGUGAUAUGCAAAUCAGAUGCUCCUACAGGAGAUGUUCUACUUGAUGAAGCUUUGAAGCACAUUAAAGAAACUCAGCCUCCAGAAACAGUGCAGAACUGGAUAGAACUACUUAGUGGUGAGACAUGGAAUCCAUUAAAAUUGCAUUACCAGUUAAGAAACGUCCGGGAACGGUUAGCCAAAAACCUAGUUGAAAAGGGGGUUUUGACUACGGAGAAACAGAACUUUCUCCUCUUUGACAUGACCACGCACCCCCUCACCAAUAACAACAUUAAGCAGCGCCUCAUCAAGAAAGUUCAAGAAGCUGUGCUUGACCGAUGGGUGAAUGACCCCCACCGCAUGGACAAGCGCUUGCUGGCUCUCAUUUACUUAGCCCACGCGUCAGACGUCCUGGAGAACGCUUUUGCCCCCCUUCUGGAUGAGCAGUAUGACCUUGCCACAAAGAGGGUGCGGCAGCUCCUGGAUUUAGACCCUGAAGUCGAAUGUAUGAAGGCUAACACAAACGAGGUUCUGUGGGCUGUCGUAGCGGCCUUCACAAAAUAAACACAAUCAGACUGCUCAAACACUUUUUUUCCUCAUUUCAUGUAAAUCAGUUAAUCUUCUCUUGAUGAUUCAUAUUUUCUGUCAUCUGUACCUCCCCUUUUGUGAUGAAAAUCGGCUCCUGUUCAUAAGAAUGGUAGGUAAUGUGUUCUGGGUCCCC
Protobothrops mucrosquamatus (brown spotted pit viper) is the source of this 1069-nucleotide messenger RNA. It is a transcript of the gene GOLPH3, whose product is annotated as golgi phosphoprotein 3. The record is from RefSeq and is a predicted model, not a curated record. Gene Ontology annotation, biological process: Golgi organization; retrograde vesicle-mediated transport, Golgi to endoplasmic reticulum; Golgi vesicle budding. Lineage: Eukaryota; Metazoa; Chordata; Lepidosauria; Squamata; Viperidae. Gene Ontology annotation, molecular function: phosphatidylinositol-4-phosphate binding. The coding region runs from base 1 to 912 and encodes 303 amino acids. The transcript is spliced from 4 exons. Gene Ontology annotation, cellular component: Golgi cisterna; trans-Golgi network; cytosol.